AUAGAAAUAAUCCGAAUUUUUUCUUACUAUAUGAGCGAGACGAAUAACGAGGAAAUUAAUAAAAAAUUAUGUCAUCGUUAUUUUCGAUAAGAGCAAGAAAUAAUGAAUCAUUCUCAUUGUUCUCGUAAUUAAUCCCCUUUAGCUGUCAGUCGACAAAACGUAACCGUUGUAACAUCAACUGCUGGUGUAUUGCACUACGACACUCGUCUGACUUAAAAUAGAAGAAACGACGAGACCGUGAUCAGAAAAAUGAGGUUGGUAAUGCUUUUUCUAUUCCUAUUCUCGCUAGUAAAUUGCUGCCAACAUUUCUGAAACCAAUGGGGGAACUUCUCGUGUAAAUCGCCAAUAUACAAAUGCAGAGGAAAUAGAUUUCGUAUUAUAAACGGUACAGAAAUGAUACCUCGUUGGAAUCAUACGAAAAUUAAUACUUGUAUAUCGAAUGCUGAUAGGUGCCAUAUAUCCAAUAAGCAUUCGUUUGUGGAAAUCUUCAACAAUUCCUUAUCUGUCACUUGCAGUAACGAAGAAACCAUCGACCUCCGUUUGAUGCGUUGUUUAAAUGUUAAACACGUUAAAAAUUUAGAAUUUAUCGAUUGUUCCUGGUCGAUAUUUGCCGUCGAAAGAUUCGCUUCGAAUUAUGCCAUCGAGAAAAUAAUCAUAAAAUACACGUUAAAAUUCGAAGAUCGAUGGUUGAAACUCGAACGUGAAAAGUUGAAUUUGGAAAGUGCAUCAUUUAUAAACAUGUCGUCUCUGAAAUAUUUAGAAAUUGAAGGCGUAAGAACUUUUGACAUAUUGAAUUUGAGUUUUCACGGCGAUUCUUCCCUGAUUGCUUUUAAAAUCACAAAUUAUAAUUUUACGUCGUUUCCGCGUAAACCAUUCCAACAAUUGAAUAAACUUUCUGAAUUACAAGUGAACUUUGGUAAAUUAAAGUCUUUGCCAGAAGAACUGUUUCAUGGUCUUUAUAAUUUGAAAACACUGGACUUAAUUUACAACCUAAUUGAAUCCGUUCACCCUUUCGUCUUUCGACAUCUCCUUUUAUUGGAACAGUUAAAUUUGAGUGGCAACAAAAUACAAAGUUUACCUGAAGAACUCUUUCGUGAACUUGAUAAUCUGAAAUCUCUCGAUUUAAGAAACAACUUAAUUGAAUCCGUUCAUCCUUUAGUCUUUCGACAUCUAACUUUAUUGAAACAGUUAAAUUUGGAAGAAAACCCAAUAAAAAGUUAUUCUGAAAACUUGUUGGAAGGUCUUUCGAACUUAACAAUAUUUUCUAUUUCUGGAAAAUCCUCUCAUUCUGAAUAUUUAUUUUCCAAGGGACCACACAAUGUAACACGCUUGCGCUCUGUAUUUUUAAAAGGACUCGACAAUUUGACAGAAUUUCGCGCUUCUUACUUUCCUUUACUUCGAAUCGAAGAAGAUUUAUUUUCCCAUUCCAUUAACUUAAGAAAUGUUGUUUUCGAUUCAAACCAUGUGCUGCAUCUUCCAUCCAAUCUGCUGAAAAAUAAUAAAAAUCUGGAAGUAUUUGACUACAGAUGGAAUAAAUUAUUGACAGUACCAAACGGUAUUUUCGAUAAAUCUUAUAAACUCAAAAAAAUCAAUUUACGCGGAAAUGGUUUAGAAAACAUUUCAGAAGAUACUUUUCAAAGUUUGUCGAAUCUGGAAGAACUAGAUUUAUCAUAUAAUGACCUGACAUUUUUACCUAAAAACAUCUUUCUUUCAACGAACAACUUACGAAUUCUCCGUCUUUCUGAUAACAAUUUCAGUAAAAUUUCUUUCGACUUCAACAAUAAACUCGAAGAACUCUAUUUGGGUAGAGCGGGUUUGACGGAAUGGCCGAAUUUAAAUUGGACAAAAUACAAUUUGACUUAUGUUUAUGCUCCAUUUAACCAUUUCGAAACUGUCAAAUUGCCGAUUUACACUCCAAACCGCUUUAAGAUGAUUUUGUAUCACUGUCACAUAAAAACAAUUUACAUCGAUGAGUGGAAAUACGGAUUCAACAAACCUAAUUAUCAAUUACGUUAUAACCCAAUAACUUGCGAUCGAGAACUUUUGCAUUUCAUCAGCACUGUUCAAUCGAAUUUACAAAUUUCAUUACAAAUUUUUUCGGAUUUAAAACACAAGAAAUGUCACGGUGAAGAAAGAAAAUUGCUGGAUUUUACGCUAUUCUAUGCCAUUAGAAGCCAUUGUCCAAUGAACUGUGAAUGUUUCUCGAAAAACGACGACAUCAGAGUCGAUUGUAAUGGAAAGGGAAUAAAGAAAAUACCCGAAUUUCUGAUCGAAAAUGCAACAGUCGUCGAUUUGAGUAAUAAUUACAUAAAUGAAUUGUCAACUGUGGAUUAUCGAACGUGGGGCAAAGUCACUCGUCUGCACCUGAGCAACAAUUCUCUAUUGCAUUUUCCGGAUUAUGUUUUCUUGCCAAACAUCAAAUUUCUUUGGUUGGACGGAAAUCGGAUAACCGAAUUGUCUUCCGGAUUAAUGAAUCUGAUCGACGUUUCUGCUGAAUUCACGGUGUACUUAUCGAGAAACAAUUGGACUUGUGAUUGCCAUUCGCGAUUUACUAAAGACUGGUUGCUUCGAAACAAAAGGAAGAUUGCAGAUUUCUCCGAUGUUUUAUGCACGAAAAAUUCGUCUGUUUUCUCUUUCAUCAGAAUUAUUUCUAAUAAUUAUUGCAUACAAAUCCCAGAAGAUAAGUUCAUGUCGUUCGUAAAUGUUUCUCCUACAAAAGGCGUGUGUUUUGACGAAGUUAGUUCAGCGUUUAAAUGGAAAGUCGCAGUUGCUGUGUUUGCUUUUCUACUGUUGUUCAGUUGGAUUAUGUUUGCUUCCCUUGUUUAUUGUCAUAAAAAAAGAAAUGUCGAGAAAGUGGCAGAGCCUAACGAAGAACAAGUGAUUUACUACAACGUCUCAACUGACAAUUUGUCAAUUGAAAUGUUUAAACGCUAUAAUGAAUAAUUUUCCACAAAUUGUUGUUCUGUAUUCGUUUGUACAGAAAUUAAUUUUGUGCAUUUGAGCUAUGCUGCGCUUUGUUAGUAAGUUUUU
This is a messenger RNA of Centruroides sculpturatus (bark scorpion), 3030 nucleotides long. Its product is annotated as protein toll-like. Gene Ontology annotation, molecular function: protein binding. The transcript has a single exon. NCBI's taxonomy places the organism in Eukaryota, Metazoa, Arthropoda, Arachnida, Scorpiones, Buthidae. The record is from RefSeq and is a predicted model, not a curated record. Bases 394 to 2943 code for a protein of 849 amino acids.